CUAUGGUAUUUUCCUGCCUAUCCUUUUAUCACCCAUCCACUUCAUCCGCUCUUCUUCAACCUCUACUGCAUUUCGAGUAUUUUUACUCGUAACGAAAGCCAGAGUGAGUGGGUUGGAAGGAGGAGGAGGUGAACCAAAUGCACCAAUCGUUUCCAAGGCAAUGGCAGCGAUGACCGAUGUGAAUUCCCAGGGACAAUAAACGACGAAGUCGAUGGUAUGCGGCUGCAGCCCUUUUUCUAUAUAAAACGACGAAAUUUUGGGAUAGAAGCAAAGAAGCUGUUGGCAGAAGCAGUGGAUUAAGAGCUGCUGGCUCCAUUCGUGUUGUGAUUGAUACAGCAGCCUACCUUCUUGUCAGGAUGAACCACUUUAUGGGAGUGUUUCUGCUGGGCGUGGUGGCCAUGAUCACCCUCGUACACGCCCUUCCGACGGGCGAAGAAGUUGCCCCAGCUGAAGCGGUCGACGUUCCCCAAGACGAGACCCUGGGGACAGCAGAGUCGGCGUGGGGAUGGGGUGGCUACGGAGGUUACGGAAGGGGAUUUGGCGGUUACGGGGGUUAUGGAAGGGGAUGGGGUGGCUACGGAGGUUACGGAAGGGGAUUUGGUGGUUACGGAGGUUAUGGAAGGGGAUGGGGUGGUUAUGGUGGUUACGGAAGGGGAUGGGGUGGUUACGGAAGGGGAUGGGGGUACUAUGGUUAAGUGCGACAUUAUUUGCAGAAGAUAAACGGACUGAUUGAUGGUUCUCGCAACUAUUUGUUCACCUUGCGAUGAAAAAUACAGACUUUCUUGCCGCAAUGUGUUUGACUAUUGCCAGUGGUUACUGUAAUCUGAACAAGAUUAUUCGAAACAGGGAAACCACCUUAAAAGGCUGUUAACAGUGUUCAUCUCAUUGUGUGUAUAUCUCUUUUUUUAUAAGAAGUAAAUAUGUCAACAGAUACGUGUGAAAUAAUAAAGUAUAAAAAUCA
Molecule: messenger RNA, 961 nt
Organism: Zootermopsis nevadensis
Lineage: Eukaryota; Metazoa; Arthropoda; Insecta; Blattodea; Termopsidae
Source: RefSeq, a predicted model, not a curated record